Prunus persica (peach) is the source of this 1618-nucleotide messenger RNA. RefSeq names its product afadin- and alpha-actinin-binding protein. Bases 204 to 1370 code for a protein of 388 amino acids. NCBI's taxonomy places the organism in Eukaryota, Viridiplantae, Streptophyta, Magnoliopsida, Rosales, Rosaceae. The record is from RefSeq and is a predicted model, not a curated record. The transcript is spliced from 16 exons.
AUGAGCGUCGAAACUAACCACCGGAGUCUAAACCAAGUCAAAUUUUUUUUUGAAAGCAGUGAAGUUUUUGGACACCGCUCAGAUCUAUUGAGAGAGACGCACACUAGAGAGACUGCUCCGAAACCAUAACCAAAUCUCUCUCUCUCUCUCUCUCUCUCUCUCUCUCGCUCUCUGCGAGCUUGAAGAAAGCUCUGCCUUUAACAAUGCCAGCCACUGACGCAGACUUCGAUCUCAGACCGUCUCCUCAGUCCGCCUUCGCAAUCGGAGAGUACGCAUUUGCCGAUGUCGGGAAUUUAGAGCAUUGUAUUAAGUAUUUGAAUCAGACCCUUGUUACCUUUGGAUUCCCGGCUUCACUUGAUCUCUUUGCAAAUGAUCCGGUUUCUGUUGCUCGGACUUGCAAUUGUAUGUAUUCGUUAAUUCAGCAGAGACAACGUGAUGUCGAAUUUCGAGAGUCUGCUAACGAACAGAGACAGCGGCUAUUGUCAGACAUAUCAAGAUUAGAAGCUAAAGUUGAGAGGCUUGAGGGGCAGUUACAAGCCAAAGAUAGGGAGAUAGCAACAAUAACACGAACGGAAGCUAAAGCUACAGCAGCUUUUAAGUCCCAAAUUGACAAACUACAGCAGGAGCGCGAUGAGUUUCAGAGGAUGGUCAUCGGCAAUCAGCAAGUUAGGACUCAACAAAUGCAUGAGAUGAAGAAAAAAGAAAAGGAGUACAUAAAGUUGCAGGAGAGGCUAAACCAAGUGUUGAUGGAGAAAAAGAAGGAAUCUAGAUCAGGCAUGGAGAUAAUGAAUUUACUUCAGAAAGAAGGGCGGCAGCGUGGAACAUGGAACGGAAAGAAGGCUGAUAAUGAAUUUUAUAAAAAGAUUGUGGAUACUUAUGAGGCAAAAAAUCAAGAAUUGAUUGCAGAGAAUGCUGAUUUAAAGGCAUUAUUGCGAUCAAUGCAGGUGGAUAUGCGUGAUUUCAUAAAUGCUCCAAAUGGGCAAUCCAAGCAGUCUCUGGCUGCCAAUGAACGAGUUGAAACUGACCACACACAGUCUCCAUUGGGUGGGAGGACGGAUGUCUUUGAUCUGCCUUUUCACAUGGCGAGAGAUCAAAUAGAAGAAAGUCUCCGAAAUAAGAUGGCUUCCAUAAAGGAGCGCAUGGUUCAAUUGCAAGAUGCACAAAAAGAAGCAGAGGUUACAUCUGAAGUAACUGAGAGGGAGCUUGAGCUUGAAGCCCAACUGGUUGAGGCGAGGAGCAUAAUCCAAGAGCAGGCAUCCAUAAUGUCUAAACAAUUGGCCAAGUCUGAGAGACCGAGGAAUCUGAAUGGCCAUUUUAAUUCUGGCAGGGAGUCUAUCAUUUCGUCCCCCGCUGAGGGGGUAAGAAAUUAACCAGCUUGGUCCUACCCAAAAUUUUUAGCGCCAAUGUCAAAGAUUAUUUGAAGUUGGCUGUAUGAUGAGAUGAAUGGCAGCAGGCAUGUAAGCUAUUGUAGACUUAUUUCUGACCAGAGCACCCAGAAAAGAUAUUUCAGUAUGUAUAACCUAGAAGACUUAAUCUGUAUUGCCAAUGUAAUUAUUAUCUAGCUUUCCUUAUGAAUAUGUGUUUAAACCAGUUCUAGUCCAGUUUUGUUUAUCUUUUA